This is a messenger RNA of Syngnathus acus (greater pipefish), 931 nucleotides long. RefSeq names its product rasd family member 4 (gene rasd4). NCBI's taxonomy places the organism in Eukaryota, Metazoa, Chordata, Actinopteri, Syngnathiformes, Syngnathidae. The transcript has a single exon. The record is from RefSeq and is a predicted model, not a curated record. Gene Ontology annotation, molecular function: GTP binding; GTPase activity. Bases 273 to 899 code for a protein of 208 amino acids.
GUUAUGGACGUCAAAGAUAUCAACUGGGUCGGCAGUGAAUGAGUUAAUUGGACUCCAUUAUCCAAUGGAUGUAAUGGGACUGCAUCUUCAGUACAGUAUGUCUUCAAAUAUCCGCUCCCACAUGACAAGCUGUCUCCCGAUUGGUUGGAAGACAGAGGAGGCAGGCGCGUGUGUGAACAUAAAAACACAGAUUUCCAUACACUCUGGUGUUCACUCAUCAUCUGCCUCCAUCCAAACAUUCCACGCAAAACACAUCCCAAAGCUUCUUCAGCAUGUCUCUUGAAGAAAAAGACAAGACCAAUGUGCGGAUCGUUUUUUUAGGAGCAGCAGGAGUGGGGAAGACAGCCCUCAUCCAGCGUUUCUUAAAGGACACUUUUGAACCUAAGCAUCGCCGCACCGUCGAGGAGCUCCACAGCAAGGAGUAUGAAGUCGGGGGUGUCAAAGUCAAUCUCAACAUCAUGGACACCAGCGGCAGCUAUUCUUUCCCAGCCAUGAGAAGGCUCUCCAUCCAGAAUAGUGAUGCCUUUGCACUGGUCUACGCAGUGAAUGACCCGGCAUCCCUGGAGGCAGUUAAGCGUCUGCGGGAUGAGAUCCUGGAGGUCAAGGAGGACAAGUACAUGCCUAUCGUUGUGAUAGGGAACAAGAUCGACCGUCAGCACGAGCGUCAGGUGUCGAGCGAGGAUGUUGUCUCCACAGUGGAGCUGGACUGGAAUAAUAGUUUUGUGGAGGCAUCUGCCAAAGAGGACAUUAAUGUGCUACAAGUGUUCCGGGAGCUUUUACAGCAAGCUAAUUUGCCAAGCUGGCUCAGCCCGACACUGUGCCACAGGAGGGAAACCUUUCCCAAGGGGAAGGACAAGAUGCCGAAAAUGAACAAGGCCAACAGCUGCCUCCUAUCCUAACUUUGAGGACAUCAUCUAAAAAUUCACUGAAA